This is a messenger RNA of Phialemonium atrogriseum, 1744 nucleotides long. RefSeq names its product putative methyltransferase-domain-containing protein. The transcript is spliced from 2 exons. The record is from RefSeq and is a predicted model, not a curated record. The coding region runs from base 434 to 1477 and encodes 347 amino acids. NCBI's taxonomy places the organism in Eukaryota, Fungi, Ascomycota, Sordariomycetes, Cephalothecales, Cephalothecaceae.
UCGCAUUCAGCCCCAUUGUCGCUGGCUAUGCUGCUGUUCUGUUGCAAGUAGCAGUAACUACCUAGGUACUGUACCUAACUGACGGCAGCAGCCAAAAUAGCAUUUGGCAAAUAUGGAGAGUCCCUGCAGCUUUGUCAAAUACUCCGUACGUGCAGUACAAUAGUUGGCUGCCAAGACUGCCCUAUGGAACAGGGGUGCAAAUCCUCGGUCUCGAAUGGUAGUUCUUGCUGCAACAAGGGACCGUGUUGGAAAGUCCCAUUCGAAUUUUUGUUUUUGGGCCAGAUACGGAGGUACGGAUAUUUGGGCUGUCCGUGCCCGAAACAUGCUGCCGUACUGUGGGAAUCACGAUAAGUUGCGGGUCCAAGGUAAGGUACAACACAACUGUUCCUGGAGUGCCCAGUGCCUGCAUCAGGCAAACCCUCGAUGAUAGGCCAUGGCCAGUGAUGCAAGGCGGCAGCCGCUUCCAAUAAUCCGCUUCUGUCGCCAGUACCUCCAACUGGAGUCAGACCUGGCAUAUCCAGAUGGCAUUCUAUUGAGGGACGAGCGCAGCCAGGAGUUCCUCUACGAGAAACUCUUCUCACCCAAUGCGAUAUCUCGGCCUGCACCUCCCAGAUAUCAGUUGGAGGCUCUCAAAAAUCUGGUGACCCGGAUUGAAGGAGCCAUCGAAGAUUGGGACGAACACGGAAUAUCAGACAGCCUCAUGACCGCCCUCUCGCGUCUGAUGUCACUGCCCCUUCCUUCUGAAACAACGGCAGCACUGCAGAAGAGCUACGUGACAUAUUAUCAGUCGCUGCUCCCUGACCCAGAUCCAGCAGCCUCGGACCCGACCAUCACCCUCCUGGAAUCCCGCUCGUUGAUCUCCGCCGCGGGAACGACCGGCCUGCGGACGUGGGAGGCAUCACUGCACCUCGGCCAGUACCUCUGCGUGGAUCCGGCAAUCGUCCGGGACAGACGGGUCCUGGAACUGGGUGCCGGGACGGGUUACUUAUCGAUCCUCUGCACCAAGUAUCUUGGCGCGAUACACGUUGUCGCGUCCGACGGGUCGGACGAUGUCAUCAACAACCUCCCGGACAGCUUGUUCAUCAAUGGCCUACAGGGCUCUGACAGGAUCGCACCGAUGGACUUGAAGUGGGGACACGCCCUCGUCGGCACCGAGGAGCCAGCGUGGAACGGAGGCCGCGAGAUUGAUGUCGUCCUGGGCGCCGACAUCACCUACGACAAGGCGUUGAUACCACCGCUGGUAGGGACCUUGGAGGAGCUGGCCGACUUGUUUCCCGAAGUGCAGAUACUAAUAUCAGCGACUGAGAGGAACCGAGACACCUUCAGACACUUCCUGGAUGUCUGUCAAAGAUCGGCAUUCACAGUCGAGCUCGUGGAUUUUCGCGUGCCGAGGCCCGAGGAGCAGAUCGGCCCGUUCUACGGCGGCGGGAUCCCGAUUCACAUCUGCAGACUCAGGAGACUCAGGAGACACUAUUAAUAGAUAAAAAGCAAUGGCAAAGUGACGCGGUCAAAUGCCGUUCAAACACAUUAUCUCGCCUUUUCCCGGUUCGUGACAAGCCCAUAUCGCCCCUCAAAUCUCACAGAUGCGCCGACGGAGCCCGAAGGUCAGAGGGCGGCCAACCAGGGGCGACAUCCGGGAGACCCUGGCAGCAGCAGGUGAUCAGCCCGGCCUUCUCAAGAACAAGAUGAUAUCAUAUCAUACCCGAGGCCAUGGCCUAACGUGAAAUUUGACGCAAGGGGUAAA